UUUGAAAUAUAUCCAGCUCCUCUGUGGCUCCAAACUACGGGUAUGCCAAGAAGUUGAUUCUGAUACCAGUUGUGCAUACAAUCUGAAGGCCUACAGCGAGCCGGUGAGCCAGGACACGUGGGCAUUUUGUGACCAGGAAAAUGACUGGUUUCUUUGGGGAAGAAACAAAGAAGAAGCCUUUAUUUCUUGUGUAAUUGGAACAUUUAUCAAAAUACUUCUUGACUGUGUGAAUCUUGUAACUCUGCCACAAACGUGCCUUCGGACCUGUGUAAAUAAAUCAUUGGAAGAAUUGCUUGGACAAAGCAGUCAUUAAAGGAGUGUCUACUGAGGAAUCAUGACCAAGCACUUGGAGAUCAUCAAUUUGUCAUUUUUAUUGGAACAUGAAAAGGAAACAAUACUGGGAGUACUGAAGAGAGAUGAAUAUCUGAAAAAAGUUGAAGAUAAAAGGAUAAGGAAAUUGAAAAAUGAGCUGCUGGAAGUGAGACGGAAAGGUGGAAACCGUUACUGUCAACAGGACAGCAGCAGGAUCUGUGUUCGCUGUCAGAAAAACCUGGGCCUAAUCUUUGACAGGGGAGACCUGUGCCAAACCUGCAGACUCAGAGUUUGCAACAAGUGUCGUGUCAUGGGAACUGAUGGGCAGUGGAAAUGCUCAGUGUGUGCCAAGAUUGCACAGCUGAGAAUAGUGACAGGUGAAUGGUUUUUUGAAGAGAGAGCAAAGCGCUUCAAACAAUCCAAUCUCCUUGGAACUGAUGUUGUCAGACAGUCUAUCCUGCGUAGAUUUCCAGAUACAGUUUCCAGUAAGGAUGAAGGAAGAAUGUUUAAAGAUCAGCCCCAGGAGAAUGCAGAAAAACGUCCAGAUACAUCAACCUCCUCCACAAACGGGCAUAAAUCUAUCUUCAGCGGACCUAGAAAGAUAGGGAAGGUAAUUAGGGCAGUCACCAAAGGAGAAAUUGCAAAUACAAAAGAUGAAGAUGGAAGGAACACAUUCUCAGAAGCUGAAACACAAAGUCUGUGCAGUGACAGAUCAACACCUUUUUCUGAGAGAGGGAGCACUCUUUCACUGGACAACGGUGAUGCAGAGGCCACCCCAGGCUGUCUGAAAGGGGUCGUGGGUCCCGUGCAUGGAAGCAGUGUUUCCACACCAUCCCUCCAGAGGUCUCUGGCACUGAGCACACGCAGCAUGACCACAGAUUACACCAGGGUCGCUGGCUUAGAAAAUGGCAUGAUUUUUCCUGCAAGUGAAAGUGUACCUGAAGAUUUAGUAAAGCAGCACUGUAGGAAAUCAUCUGGAACACCUUCCAUUGCAGUUUCUAGGGUAUCUUUAUCAUCAGAUCGCAGCCGAUCUGAGAUAGAUUUGAGUGAAUCUUUCUCUGAAGGAAAUGAGGAUACUUUGAGCAUAAGAAGCAAAUCUGUACCUAGUGCCUUAGAUCAGGACUUGGAUUAUCUGGGUGAGACGGAAGAAGAUAUUGACGACAUAGUAGCCUCUCGUUAUUCAAGGAAACAUGGACAUAGGAUUAGUGGAUUAUCAACGAACUUCCCAGAAGGUUCUGAUAGAAAAUGGACCCACUUAAAUGUGCCUGAAGCAGAUGGUGAUACUACUAGCAUUAACAGCAUGCUGAGUGUAUAUAGUGAAACUGGUGACUAUGGCAAUGUGAAAGUCAGUGGUGAAAUCCUUCUUCACAUCAACUACAGCUACAAAACAGGUGCUCUCAACAUCCUGGUGAAAAGUUGCAGAAACUUGGCUGUGGCAGAUGAGAAGAAGCAAAGGACAGAUCCCUAUGUCAAAGCAUACCUUUUACCUGAUAAAUCCCGCCAAAGUAAACGCAAGACCAAAAUUAAAAGUAACAGCACUAAUCCAGAGUUUAAUGAAACGCUCAAGUAUGUCAUCAGUCAUACGCAGCUAGAAACCAGGACCCUACAGCUUUCUGUCUGGCACUAUGACAGGUUUGGACGCAACAGCUUCCUUGGAGAGGUGGAAAUUCCAUUUGAUUCCUGGAACUUUGAUAAUCAGGGUGAUGAGUGGUUUGUACUCCAGCCCAAGGUGGAGGUUGCAACAGAUGUUGGGCUUCAGUAUAAAGGAGAACUGACAGUUGUUUUACGUUACAUUCCCCCAGAGAGAAACCUAAUGCUUCCUCUAGGGCAGUUUCAAGGAAAGAAGAGCUUUAAAAAAGGAAAAAAGAGAGACUGUCACCUGCCAUCUGGAGGUAUAUUAGAAGUCCUCAUCAAAGAAGCUAAGAAUUUAACAGCGGUAAAAUCAGGAGGCACAUCUGACACUUUUGUGAAAGGAUAUCUGCUCCCAGAUGACAACAAAGCUACAAAACACAAAACUCCCAUAAUAAAAAAGAGUGUGAACCCCCAGUGGAAUCAUACCUUUGCUUUUAGUGGCUUGAGUUCCAGGGAUAUACGUAACGUCUGCCUCGAGCUGACUGUGUGGGACAAGGAGUCACUCUUCAGUAAUAUCUUUCUGGGAGGUGUCCGUUUGAGCACCGGAAGCGGUGUAAGUAAUGGCAAGGAGGUUGACUGGAUGGACUCUCAAGGGGAAGAGCAGCACCUCUGGCAGAAGAUGAUUGACAGUCCUGGAGCUCCUGUGGAGGGGAUAUUAAUGUUGAGAUCCAGUAUGGGAAAACGCAGACUCUGAAAGAAACGCAGACUCUGAAAGACUCUUAACUACAGAGGGAUACCACAAGUGCUCAUGGUUUCAGUGGUGUUCAGACUCUUGUAACUUUGCCCAUAUGAAAGUGGGUAAGGGUUACACACAUUACCUUGGAUAUUAAGGCUCCGAGUGAAAUUUUAAUGCAUUCUUCACUUUCAUGCACACGUUUUUAACCCUGGCUUCUUGGACAGAUUAUUUUCCUCCUGAAACCAGUGAGAAUUUGACCUUGUACAGAGAUCAAACUGAGCUUUCUCUGUUUCGGUGAGUGGUGUAGAGCCGAUGAAUGGCUCUGUGGGGAACAUGGAGUGAUCAAAUUCUCUAGUUACUCAUUUGACAAGUAAUGACUGUUUUAUGUAUUUCAUUCUGGGUCAGAAAUGGCCUAAAAGACACAAAUGACACAGUACAAGCAGAUUCAUAACAAGUCUGUAUUCUGGUAUUUGAAAGAUGAGAAGCCACAGUGUUCUGAAGGAGAACAACAUUUCUUUUUCACAUUUAUUCAUCAGGGUAUGCAGUGUGCUGGAUGGCAGGCUUAGGAUCAAGCAGCACCCUAAGGAAGGCCAAUGUGCUGUGCUGCCCACUAGAAAUAGGCAGCAGAUGUAGUGGUUUAAAGUGCCAAUGUUCUGGCAUUCUUUGGUUAUGCUAGUGCACUGUGUAAAAGGCAGAUUUGAUUCACUGUGAUCAAAGAGCCUCUAAUGAAAAUAAUUCAUAACAAUCCCCAAACAAUUUCCAGAACAACGUGGUAUUAUUAUGUUGUUCAUUCAGUUGAUAGUUCUAGCCAAGAUCUUCAGACGUCAUUGAACAAAGGGGAGAUGUUCACAUGUUUGUCCCACCUGAUGAGUCACUGAGAUGAAACACAUGCUGGUUUUGUGCAUAGUGAGCUAAGACCUUGAUUCAACAGAACAUUUAAUAAAGUGACAUAAAUAAAGACAUGCCAGAAUGCUUUGCACAGCUGUGGAAUUUCUCUGAAUGGGUCGAAUCCUUUUCAGGCAUGCCCAAGCACAUUAUCAACCAAAAUAAGAUUUUUCGCCUAAACUUCUUCCUGUUAACAGUGGAUUUAAUGAUAAAAGUGGGUUUUGGCCAAUUCAGUCAUUGGUCUUGCUGACCAACUCUUGUGGUUAAUAGUAAUUUUGACACUUUGUUUCCUAAAGUGAUCUUUUUACCUUCUUAAGUCUGCCCUGCUCUGGAGACUUGUGCAAGUCAUAUCUGAAGAGCAUGCUGUUUUGAAUACCUUUUGUGAACUACUGUUACAUUUAACCAGUAGUAGUACCAUGAUAACAUAGGCCUAAAAUCUUUUUCAAGGACAGCAGAUGUCUAUUUGCAAGACUGGAUAAUGAUAAAGAGCUGAAUCCCAAACCAUAAAAUUUAAUGUCUGUUCCUUUUUUUGAAGAUGUUUUAUAUUGGUUUGAAGAUGUUUUAGUUUGAGUGGCUUGAAACUGUAGAGUAUCUUAAAAACAGUGUUUUAAGAUCCUAAUGUCACCAAAUAAAAUUAUUUUUAUUAAUUUUUGUUACAAAAAGCACCUUAGUUUUAAUAAAGCAGAUCUGUUAGUUUGUAAGUAUUCACUUUUAAAACUCUGAUAUGAUUUUAAACAGUCAUUCAAGGUACUGAUUGCCUAGUUUGAGACCCUUGAUUUUCAGAAAUUACUGAGACAUCUUUGAAAAGGAAGUUCCUUUAAGGAAUCUCAAAUUCAAAACCAAAAUCAGUAGUUGCUCAAGAAAACUGACUUCAUUUUCCUUCUUUAUGGAGUAAAGUAUUUUCUUCCCAAAUCUUCCUCGAAGUAGGUGGUGAAACAGGUUUAAUCUAUUUUUAGUCUGUUUUUCAUCUUAUGCCACAAAUGCUGUGAAAUACUAAAUUAGAGCACAAAUAUUCAGCGAAUGCAUUUUAUGAUCUUUCUUUUUAAUAACAAUCUUUCUUUAAAUGCUAGUUUUUCUACAUCAGGAUCCUCAAACUAAAAGCAAUCCUAACUUUUGCCACCUAAACUACCUCUCUCUCUAACAGAAUCAGAGUCUGCGUUGUCUUGGAGGCUUACCACAAACCAACAUUUAUUUUGUAGUUAAUAACAUUAUAUUGACGUGGAGGCACAAGCUUGGUUUUCAUUUGCUGGAAGUUGGUUUAAAAAGAUAAAGCUUGUUAAAGCUGAAGAAUGUGAUUCUUCAGGAUAAAAUCCCAGUUAGAGUUGUAGGGAAACAUUGUGCAAUUUUGUUUUAUUUUGUUUCAUUUUGAUGGUGAAACUGGGUAAAUGCAAAAAGGCUCCAAGCUGGACCCCAGAAUGGAAGCCUUUUUCUCUCACCAAGAUGAAAAGCUUAAAAUAAUUUUGAACUAAACCUUUCACUUAACAUGGAGUGUAAGAUUUUUGGCUAAUUUUUAAUGAUAUUUUCUAAGCUUUUAAGCAUUAUCAUUUUAGCUAAAUCUAAUCUUGCUUUGAAAGGAAAGAGUCUAUGCUUUACUUCAGCUUCUGCCCAUUUUACCCCUGCUUUUUGGCCCCAACUUAGAGUUCAUGAUGAAUGUACUCAUCUGCAAAGUGUCACCUAGCUUGUAUGCUAGCUUUAAGUCCUGCCAUUUCCUUUUGUAGGGCCAAAAUGUCACUCUGAGUUUUCUAAAAGUAUAGGCCAGACUAUGAAUAGACUCUGUGUCAUCUGAAGUUCAGCAUAUGAAAGGAACAAUUUAAAGUGGGAAGUCAUUUCAGCCAAGAGAGUGUUGCUUGCCACUGACGGGAUUUGGAAUAUCACAGUGAAAUUGCCUCCCAGGUUAGCAGGGACAAUUCUGCAUUAUUGAAUCAUAUGGCAUGUAUCAUACUUUGCCCCAAAUAAGCCUCAGAGAGAUGAUGAACAUUGGUAUAAACACUAGGGUAAUUUGCAAAGCUUUGCUGUUUUAUGGUGUUAUUGAUACAUUUGUAGAAAUCGUUCGAUGUGUGGAAAAUGUCAUAUUUAAUUGUAUCCCUUACGUCUCUGUUCUUUUCCUUUACAAAAAUGAUCCAUGGUUUAGAAAAAGCACAAGAUGAUUAACUGCAGAUGUGAUUUCAUGUUUCCCAGAUACUUGAAUUAAUUGCCUAUAAUUGUGUGUCAUCAUGUGCUGUGCGUUACCAGGCUGAGCAAAAAGACAGAAAGCCAGGAACUGGGCUAAAACCUUCCUUUUGUAUUGUAUUUUGUGGUAUUGAAGAUGCACAAAUGGUUUAUUCAAGGCUAAUUUUUAGGAGAAAUUAGCCACAAAUUCAUAAAUUCCUGUCCUGAAUAAUUAGACACAGCAGAGCUGUUGUUUCCAAAUUAUUUCUCCUGACAGUCCUGAAUAAGUGAAGCUGUUUCAGUGAAGAAGAAUCUCUUCUGUGCAGUGGGUUUUGAAAAUGUGAAACAGUGCAUUUUACUGGGAUGUGUGUUUUUCUAGCAAUGUAACUACGGGGCUUUCACUGCUAACUUUUUUGUUCCCCCUUGUGCUUAGAUUCUGAGGGUUUGAUCCAUUAAAGAAAAGUAAAGGUACAACUAUCACUGUAAAAUAUCAAGUGGGAUCAGUAAAUACCUCUGUAGACAGUGUGGUUAUUGCCAGGAUCCAUCAAGAAAAGCUGGUGUUGAGGGCUGUCAGAGCCCUGGCGUCAGACUUUGGUACCCAGACUUGCUCUCUGGAAGCAGAGAGCUCAAGUAGAGCUUCCCUACUCAAUUUGUCAACUCUAUGGAGACUUCAGGCUUCUAAAUGUUGAUGUUCUCACUUGCAUGUUCAGACACCAAAAGCAGCCUAAAGUAGAGUGAAAUGGCCUCCCCAUCUCCUCCACCUUCAUUGUGUUACCAUUUGAGUGAGGGUGCCAGAAAAGCUGCAAAGACUCUAUGAGGGGCACCACUGCCACCUUCCUGUGCAAAUCUGAGUGCCAUUGCCUUCCAUAAAUGCCUUUUAGACAUCAUGUCUUGAUCUUGCUUUCCUAGCUGGAUGGUUAGAAGACGGUUUUAUGGAAUUGGGAUGGUGAGUAUGUUUUGAUCAUGAUGCAUUAGAUAGGAAGCUUAUUGUUCUGUGUCUCUUCCAAUAUAGAUUAUGCUAAGGUAGAGUGAAAGAAGCAUUUUUAUAUAUUAUUUCUUGUUCUUUCUUUUCCUGCCUGAUUAGGUCCUGUCAGCUCCAAUAAAUUAUCUUCUGCAAAGAGUCAACUAUACAGCAGAGCAGCCAUUGAACAUCCACUAGUACUAAUUGAUAAGCUGGGGGAACAGGAGGGUUACAGUUAGACUGGCAUAAUUUUGGCUUCAUGAGGGGUAUGCACAUUGCCCAGCUUCAUGCCUGUAAAGCACUUGCUUUAAUUGGGAGACUAGUUUGCCUGGGGUUUGCUCUAGUGUCAAUGGAAAGAAAGGCUCUUCAGAGCCACCCAGGUUCGGCUUUACUUUUGUGUCUCAUCCAUGUGCAGAAAAGAGCUCAGAGUCCUGUUUCCACAGCUGUCUGGUCUGUGGGUUCACACAAGAUAGAUAGUAAAGGUUGCUCCUGAAUCUUUAUAGGAACUCUUCCCUCCAACCCACUCUUCAGUUCAUCAGCCUUCAUCACAAAAUCCCUCUGUGAAGAUCUUAUUCAGUAUGUCAGUCUGACUAAGCGUUGCAUCUAAAUGUUAUCUCAAGUAUCUGGGAAGAGCCAGCAUGCAACAGUUAAUAGCUCCCCUUUUUUUCAUGUAUAUGAGGUAAGAAUGGAAAUUUUACUUUCCUAACACACAGUAUUGAUUUUUAGCACUUUAAAACAAUGACAAAAAUAACCAUCUCCUGAGAGCUGGUCUGUGCACUUUGUAAACUGUUUUUUACAGGUUUUUUUACAUUUUACAAUUACUAUUAUUAUUUAUUUAUUUUUACAUGCAGAGCUGUUAACAUUUAGGAAGGGUAUAAAAAUAGUGAUAAAAACAUGUGAUUAAUUCCAAAAUAGGAUGGUAAGACUUUUAGUUGCAGUGAUGUAUUUUACCAUAACUCAGUAUGCAAUACUGAGAAGCAUGCUAGCAGAACCUUACCACUGUGUCCCAUGAAUUUCCUGUCUUGUGAUCAAAUGUUGGCAGAUGCUGUCUGAUUAGUGGUAAUAAUACAGUGUCAAUUAUACUGUAUAUAUUGACACUCAUGAGUGAAUCUGAACUUGCUUUUAGGCGGCUUUUGGGUUGCUUUUGAAGCUUACUCUUCUUGCAUCUUGACCCUUUAUUUAGAUUAGCUAUUUCAACAGUUCUACUUUGUGGCAAUAACAAAUAUAUGGCUGUGUGCUACUGCUCCUGAGAACUUAAUGUGUAUUUUUAAGGGUAGUUCUAAUUGUUGAGGUUUGCUUAAAACCAAAUGUAGUUGUUUGUUGCAGCAAUUAGAGAAUAUCAUGUAUUCCGCAUAUUGCCUUUGUUCUGCUCCAGAUCUGUUGCUAGCUAUUUAUUUAGUCAUUUUACUGGAUAUGAACAGUAGUGUCAAUAAAUGGAAUUGCAGUAUGUUAAGUUCUGCCCAAAUUUAGACAAAUCAUUCCUUCUCAGAGCAUUAUUGUACUGUGCACUGUACCUUCAGAUUUGUGGACAAAGAUGACUGGUAACUCAUUUGUAGUUGUUGUCAAGAAUACUGUUAUAUAUUUUAGAAUUAAAAUAAUGAAACAUA
Messenger RNA from Dromaius novaehollandiae (emu), 8221 nucleotides. RefSeq names its product synaptotagmin like 5 (gene SYTL5). Lineage: Eukaryota; Metazoa; Chordata; Aves; Casuariiformes; Dromaiidae. The record is from RefSeq and is a predicted model, not a curated record. The transcript has 17 exons. Bases 335 to 2638 code for a protein of 767 amino acids. Gene Ontology annotation, molecular function: small GTPase binding; neurexin family protein binding; phospholipid binding. Gene Ontology annotation, biological process: exocytosis; intracellular protein transport. Gene Ontology annotation, cellular component: plasma membrane; exocytic vesicle.